AUUCGCGGGUGCACACGGGUCUCGGCAGGAGGAACAUGAAAAACAUGAUGUCGCUCAUUUCCAACGCGCUCUGCAGGAUCGCGGGGAAGAGCGUGGGAGCCCAAACGGUGUCGGAGCUGCUGGCCGACCUGUCAGAGUACGUCCGUGUGACGUCACCGCCGGCAGACCCGGCCCCAGCGACGCCGGCCCCGGCACCGCCCCAGCGUCGGCCACCCGAGCCUCCACCCGUCGGCCCUGCAGCACCUCCUGCGCGGUUAGUUAGCGGCCGGAGCGCCGGGCCCGACCCGCCUGGCAACCGAGUGGUGGUGUCGCGCUCCUACGCUGACUUCACCCCCGCGGCCAGCUUCGAUGUCAAGAAGUGCGGGCUGCACCGGCUGGACGAGGGCCCCCCCGAGCGGGCCGAGCUGACCCGGGAGCAGGGCCUGCAGUACUACCGGACCAUGCAGAGCAUCCGCCGCAUGGAGCUGAAGGCCGACCAGCUGUACAAGCAGAAGAUCAUCCGGGGCUUCUGCCACCUGUACGACGGGCAGGAAGCGUGCGCCGCGGGCAUCGAGGCGUCCAUCAACCCCACCGACCACCUGAUCACGGCGUACCGCGCCCACGGCUACACCUACACCCGCGGCGUGUCCAUGAAGGAGAUCCUGGCCGAGCUCACAGGUCGCAAAGGGGGCGUGGCCAAAGGGAAGGGCGGCUCCAUGCACAUGUACGCGCCAAACUUCUACGGAGGAAACGGCAUCGUGGGCGCGCAGGUGCCGCUGGGCGCCGGCAUCGCCCUGGCCUGCCAGUACCACGGCAACAACCAGCUGUGCGUCACGCUGUACGGAGACGGCGCGGCCAACCAGGGCCAGCUGUUCGAGGCCUUCAACAUGGCGGCGCUGUGGAAGCUGCCCUGCAUCUUCGUGUGCGAGAACAACCAGUACGGCAUGGGCACGUCGGUGGAGCGGGCGUCGGCCAGCACCGAGUACUACCGCCGCGGAGACUACAUCCCCGGGCUGCGGGUGGACGGGAUGGACGUUCUGUGCGUCAGAGAGGCCACGAAGUUCGCCGCCGAUCACUGCAGAUCUGGAAAGGGUCCGAUCAUCAUGGAGCUGCAGACCUACCGUUACCAUGGACACAGCAUGAGCGACCCCGGCGUCAGCUACCGGACCCGGGAGGAGAUCCAGGAGGUCCGCAGCAAGAGCGACCCCAUCUCCAUGCUGAAGGAGAGGAUGCUGAGCAACAACAUGGCCGCCGUGGAGGAGUUCAAGGAGAUCGACAUCGACAUCCGUAAGCAGGUGGAGGAGGCGGCCCAGUUCGCCACCUCGGACCCGGAGCCGCCGCUGGACGAACUCUGCAACCACAUCUUCCACAACGACCCGCCGCUGGAGGUGCGGGGAACCAACCCCUGGUCCAAGCUCAAGUCCGUCAGCUAGACCCCCCCCGAACCCCCGACCCACGGAGACGCACUUCACCCCGUUACCACGGCGACACCCCCGGUCCAGCCCCCAGCGGGACUCGUAGCUGAACCUCCGUGUUUCUAGUCCGUAGACGUCGUCGUGGGUUCGGACCCUCACAGCCGAGCGACACACGCACAUUAAGUUCUUUGUCAUUCCUGCACGACGGUCCCUCAGCCUCCUGUGACCUUUGACCCCGCCGGGUGAAAACCAUGCUUGUAGAAGAAGGGGAGAGGUUUUUACAUGAAAUGACCAAAUCUGCCGAGGAAAGGAGGUUUACAGUCGAACUUUGGUCAUUUUAUUGUAGAGUGAAUUAGUUGGACCGUCUGUUUCUGUUACUGAGCUUGUAAAGAUAGAUUUAUUAUUACUAUUUUAUUUAUGUGGCUGUUAAAGUGUUUGCUGGAUCAAAAUGAAUCUGAUGAAGACAGCUGGGAACUUUGGUUGGUUGGGAACUUUCGGUGGCUAUAAAAUAUUAUUUAUUUGAUUGAAGCCCUACUAAAGUCAUUAAACCUGUAUAUUUAAAGCAAUAAAAUAUCACAAAAUAAA
Cololabis saira (Pacific saury) is the source of this 1979-nucleotide messenger RNA. It is a transcript of the gene pdha1b, whose product is annotated as pyruvate dehydrogenase E1 subunit alpha 1b. The coding region runs from base 36 to 1412 and encodes 458 amino acids. The transcript has 13 exons. The record is from RefSeq and is a predicted model, not a curated record. Lineage: Eukaryota; Metazoa; Chordata; Actinopteri; Beloniformes; Belonidae. Gene Ontology annotation, cellular component: intracellular membrane-bounded organelle. Gene Ontology annotation, molecular function: pyruvate dehydrogenase (acetyl-transferring) activity. Gene Ontology annotation, biological process: pyruvate decarboxylation to acetyl-CoA.